AUGCACGCGCGCGCCUCUCGAGCAGUUUCUGAAGUCGUUGUGGCUGCAGGUACUGCCGGGGCGAUCGCUACGGCCUAUUGGCUGCUGCAGCACUUCCUCCCGACCGACGACGAGCAGCGCCAGCCAAUGGAUACAAUCGCUGCACGAGGCAGUUGUCGGUCCGACGAGACGCGCGACGUGGACGACAGCUUCGCGGCGCUCCCUAUUGUCUCUGAGGCAGAGAGCGGUGACGCAAACGACGACGCGAGGGACUACACGGCCGAUUGCUACACGCCCCACGACGACGUCUGCGUGUUCGCUGUCCGCGUUCAGACGCAGGUGAAGGCCCUCUCGGAGGCUGCGACGGAUCGCUUGUCGAUUGGGUGUCGACUCUGCGACGCUGAGGCCGACGACUUGGAAACCGCUUCCGAGCUGUCCAUGGCCGACACGGCGUCAAGCAGCGCCGACAGCGCCGCGUACUUGUCGAGUGGAUACAACAGCGAGCAAGAGGAUGUGCGACUCGGGCCGAGCUUCGGGACGGAGCAGUGGCUGUAUGUCCGACUGUAG
Molecule: messenger RNA, 546 nt
Organism: Hyaloperonospora brassicae
Lineage: Eukaryota; Oomycota; Peronosporomycetes; Peronosporales; Peronosporaceae
Source: the annotation of a GenBank genome assembly